Arachis duranensis is the source of this 1216-nucleotide messenger RNA. Its product is annotated as transcription factor MYB102. The transcript is spliced from 3 exons. NCBI's taxonomy places the organism in Eukaryota, Viridiplantae, Streptophyta, Magnoliopsida, Fabales, Fabaceae. The record is from RefSeq and is a predicted model, not a curated record. Bases 38 to 1081 code for a protein of 347 amino acids.
UGUUAUCCUGUAAUAAUUUCUUUUAUCUUUUCUCAUCAUGGGAAGAGCACCUUGUUGUGACAAAAAUGGCCUCAAGAAAGGGCCAUGGACUCCCGAGGAGGAUCAAAAACUUAUUGAUUAUAUUCAAAAACAUGGAUAUGGAAACUGGAGGACUCUCCCAAAGAAUGCUGGGUUGCAAAGAUGUGGAAAGAGUUGCCGUCUACGGUGGACAAACUAUCUCCGGCCAGAUAUAAAGCGUGGUCGGUUCUCAUUUGAAGAGGAAGAGACAAUCAUUCAACUACAUAGCAUUCUUGGCAACAAGUGGUCUGCGAUUGCUUCUCGGCUACCAGGAAGAACGGAUAAUGAAAUAAAGAAUUAUUGGAACACUUACAUAAGGAAGAGGCUUCUGAGAAUGGGAAUUGAUCCUGUGACACACAGUCCAAGACUUGAUCUCCUGGAUCUCACUUCCAUUCUAAGCUCUUCUCUCUAUGGAGAUAAUAAUAAUUCUUCACCAAUCAACAUCCAAAGGCUCCUUACCAUGCACCCUAUGGUGAACCCGCAGCUUCUCAAGUUAGCUUCCUCUAUCAUCACUUCUCAACAACAUGAUGAAAGCCUUGACUUCACUUCUUAUCAUAAUAAUCAUUAUGAUAACCCUCAAAUUCAGAACCAGAACCAAAACCAAACACAACAACAACAACAAGAAGAACAACACUUUGUUCAAACUCAUCAAGAGCCGGUGACUUGUGUCUCAUUGCCACCUUUCAUUGAACCAAACAAUAAUAAUAACAAUGUGAACGCAUACCCGUUCAAUGGAAUUGCUUUAAGUUCCUUAACAGAAGAAGAUUAUAUCGUCCCUCAAUUAUCGAGCUAUGAUUAUUAUAGUUCUGAUAAUAAUAAUCUUCUAGUGGGUCCUUCAUCAUUGUCAGAAGCUUCAACAACCUUCCAUUCAAGCCCCACAACGUUGAAUUCGAACAUCAAUGGUAGCAGCAGCACCGAGGAUGAGAGUAGUAGUGACAACAUGUUGAGAUUUCAAAUCCCAGAUGUUUUGGAUGUCACUCAGUUUUGUGAUAAUAAUGUUGUUUCAGAUUAUUAUUAUUAUUAGUGAAUUUUCAUCGACCGAAAAGCAAGGUUGAUUAUCUAGCUAGGAAUUGAAGGUAGACAAACCAGGGAUCGGAUCCUUUGUUUGGUGUUGAUAUAUUUAUUACUUGUAACAUUUUCUAAACUUUUAUUUUAUUAA